Molecule: messenger RNA, 819 nt
Organism: Durusdinium trenchii
Lineage: Eukaryota; Dinophyceae; Suessiales; Symbiodiniaceae
Source: the annotation of a GenBank genome assembly
AUGAAGACCAUGCAGGCGUGGACCGUCGCGUCCGUCGCUUUGGCUUGGACCGUCGCUGCAGCCGUGAAUCUGGAGUGCACCUUCGCCAACUCCAACAUCAACAUGACCAACAUGAGUCACAUGAUGCAAGGCAUCAAAGCCAUCAAGUACUCUCCUCACAUGAUGGGCGCCACCUUCAACGACAAGUACAACUCUUCCCAACCGAUCUUCUCCCUUUCUUUUGGCCCCCGCUCAGGCAACGCAGCUGGGCGCGAACACCAUCCGAAUGUCCCCUCCGGACCGGACUUUUUUCUGCCUGACACGGGCACAUGGAAGCCUUUCCUGGAUGAGUGCACCAACAAAAACCUCUCAGUGAUCCCCACGUUCUCCGUUUAUCACUACCUAGCAGAAGGCCUCGCGGCCAGCGAGAUGGAAGCAUUAAUCCAAGAGAUGCUUUGCGUCAGUUGGUCGGUACUUCAUCUCCGGGGGUGGUGCGGUGCCCUUUGGGUCCCACCCAUGCCUGGCCACUGGAGGGAAGCUCCACGAGAGUGCCCGAGGAUUAGCGGCUUGCCAACAGUGGAGAGUUUGGUUGGCAGCUCUCGCCUCAUCGACCAGGGGUACAGCGCAGCAGACGACAGUUCCCUCAUCGAGCGGCGCUUCACCAGGAUUGCCAUCCGGGCGAUGUACAGCUGCAUGAAACAACUCCUCUUGGGAAGUGAUGCGCAGGAACGGGGCGCGGACAAGAUCGCGCUGGCCGUCGAUUUGAGCUUUCCAGCUGCCACGGUGGGAGACCACGGUGCGUUUGGGGUGAGUUGGACUGAGACCAUGGUGGCUCGGUAG